AUGUAUAAUAAAGCAAAAAUUAAGAAUCAGAUAAUGUGGAAAAUAAGGAAUGCAAUGUAUCAAAGGGAACGGUAUCGAAAGAAACGUCAAGCAAUAUCAAUGCUUUCACCAACGAUUUUGGCACCAUUCAUGUUUUCUCCCGUUUUUGGUCUCAGUAUUUUGGGACCAGUGGUACUGUCACCUAGCAUUUUCAGUCCAUUGAUUCUGAAUCCGUCCAUUCUUGGCCCAUAUAUCCUUUCACCGGGCGUCUUCCUUCCCUUCAUUAUCUCACCUUAUAUACUCUCUCCGUAUGUUUUAUCACCACUUAUUGGUGCACCAUACAUCUUAUCUCCCUAUGUUUUAUCACCCAAUGUUAUCAAUCCAUAUGUAUUAAGUCCGUUAGUGCUCAGUCCAUACAUUCUUAGUCCGGAUAUUAUUUCGCCACAAACAUUGGGCGGUCAGAUUUUAUCACCAAAUGCAUUUUCACCAUCGAUUUAUGCGGACAGUAUUCUCUCGAUUAGUGUCCUUUCGCCUAGCUGGAUGUCUAAAUAA
Molecule: messenger RNA, 531 nt
Organism: Loa loa (African eye worm)
Lineage: Eukaryota; Metazoa; Nematoda; Chromadorea; Rhabditida; Onchocercidae
Exons: 2
Coding region: 1-531 (176 amino acids)
Source: RefSeq, a predicted model, not a curated record